UAUAAAUGAUACUAUAUAUAUACUUAUAAGAAUAGUUAUAAUAUAAUACUACAUAUUUUUUAUCUUAGAAAAAUAAUAGUGUUACUUAACCUAAUAACAAUAUUAGUAAAUUAUAAUGAAAUUCACACAAUUUUUAUAUAAACAUCAUAUAGGUAAAGCAGUAAGAUAUUUAUGGCAGCAUCAACGAGAGAGAUCUAUAUUAAUGACUAAAACAGAAAAUAUUUUAAGAUCUAUGAAUUUUCCAAUUGAAGAUGCUACAAAAUUUAUAUUAAAACAAAAUCAAUAUAAACACAAAAUAAUUGAAAAUUCAAUUAAAUUCAAUAAUAUAAAUCUUGAAUUGAAAGAUACAAAUUAUUUGAUAUUUGAAGAUCAUAAUGUUUUACAAGAAGGAGUGCCACAAGCAUGUUUAUUAACAAAAACAUUAAAAAUUGAUGAUGAAUUGCCAAAAAAAAUACAAAAUUUAAUUACUGAAAUUCCAGAUAAUAUAAAUAAUUUAUUAAAAAGAUUUGUUUAUACAUCUGUAAUAUAUGAUACACAGCAAAUAAAAUUACCACGAUUAAAGGAUCCUGAUCGACCUGCUUGGGUAUUUCCAAGAGUAUAUGGUGUAACUACAACAAGAAAAAUGCAUAAUUUAUCAAAAAAGUUUUUACAACUUUGUGAAUCAUUAUGUGGAUUAAAUGAUGCACAAAACAAAUCAAUAACGCAUGAUGGACUUUUAUCUAUGUGUUUAGAAAAAGAAAAUUAUUUCAUAAAAUUUUCUUUAAAAAUGGAUAUAAUGAUGACAUCUUUAAUACCUUUGACACCAAUAGAAGAUGUAAAUAUGAAUAAUGAAUUUGAUUUACCUGAUAUUUAUCCAUUACAUUAUACUAUUGGUUUAUCUAAAUUAGAUAUUUUUAAUAAUGAAAAUCUAUAUCCAAUUAUUAUGGAAUCGCCAUUUAUGAAUGUUCAUACUAUUUUUAUAAAUAAUAAUCCAGAGGAAGUUAGAAAUUUAACUGAAAUGCCAGUCACGGAAGAUCAAAUUCAUGCACGUUCUAUGAUAAAAUCAUUUACUGUAGCAGCAACUUGUGCGCAACAAAGAUUUGGAUUAAAUGUGAAAAAAUUACCUGAACCUAUUGUUGUGCAAUGUGUUCAGUCAGAUGGACAAAACUUUCACUUCUCUGUAUAUCAACUUAAUACCUUAGAUAUUGAUGGUAAAGAAGGAAUAAAAAAUUUUUGGUGGUCAGAACCAUCAAUAAAAUUAUAUGAAGAAGCUCAAUAUGAAAAAGGACAGCCUUGUCUUAAAGAUUAUAAUAGUGACGUUUUUAAAAGAUUUCUUGCAUUUUAUAAAAAUAAAUAAAAUAAGAAACAAUUAUUUAUAAUAAACAUA
Messenger RNA from Apis laboriosa (Himalayan honeybee), 1366 nucleotides. RefSeq names its product 39S ribosomal protein L37, mitochondrial (gene mRpL37). The record is from RefSeq and is a predicted model, not a curated record. Gene Ontology annotation, biological process: translation. Bases 116 to 1336 code for a protein of 406 amino acids. The transcript is spliced from 7 exons. Lineage: Eukaryota; Metazoa; Arthropoda; Insecta; Hymenoptera; Apidae. Gene Ontology annotation, molecular function: structural constituent of ribosome. Gene Ontology annotation, cellular component: ribosome; mitochondrion.